CGGGGAGGGAGCCCGGGGCGCUGCAUCCUGGCGCGGGCCUCCGCCGCCGCUGCAGCCACUGCCGUCGGGAAAGGUCCCGGCGCGGACAUGACCUCGCGCGCCGCUCUCCUGGGCGGGAGCUCCCGGCGCCCAGCGCAGUAGCCCCGCGAAGAGGCGGCGGACUCGACGGUGCAGACCGCGCAGAAAACCAGGCGGGCGGCAUGGAGGCGGCGCACCUGCUCUCGGCAGCCGACGUGCUGCGCCGCUUCUCGGUGACGGUCGAGGGCGGCCUGAGGCCAGAGCAGGUGACUAGCGCGCGAGAGCGCUACGGCCCCAACGAGCUCCCAACUGAAGAAGGGAAGUCCCUGUGGGAGCUGGUGCUGGAGCAGUUUGAAGACCUCCUGGUGCGCAUCCUGCUGUUGGCUGCCCUGGUCUCCUUCGUCCUGGCCUGGUUUGAGGAGGGCGAGGAGACCACAACAGCCUUCGUGGAGCCUCUGGUCAUCAUGCUGAUCCUCGUGGCCAAUGCCAUCGUGGGCGUAUGGCAGGAACGCAAUGCUGAGAGUGCCAUUGAGGCCCUGAAAGAGUAUGAGCCUGAGAUGGGUAAGGUGAUCCGCUCGGACCGCAAGGGCGUGCAGAGGGUCCGUGCCCGGGACAUCGUCCCUGGAGACAUCGUGGAAGUAGCAGUGGGAGACAAAGUGCCCGCUGACCUCCGCCUCCUCGAGAUCAAGUCCACCACUCUGAGAGUGGACCAGUCCAUCCUGACAGGUGAAUCGGUGUCUGUGACCAAACACACAGAUGCUAUCCUGGAUCCCAGAGCUGUGAACCAGGACAAGAAGAACAUGCUAUUCUCUGGUACCAACAUCGCAUCGGGCAAGGCACUGGGGGUGGCAGUGGCCACAGGCCUGCACACAGAGCUGGGUAAGAUCCGGAGUCAGAUGGCGGCAGUGGAGCCAGAGCGGACACCGCUGCAGCACAAGCUGGAUGAGUUCGGGCGGCAGCUGUCCCGUGCCAUCUCUGUGAUCUGUGUGGCCGUGUGGGUCAUCAACAUCAGCCACUUCGCUGACCCAGCCCAUGGUGGCUCCUGGCUUCGUGGUGCCGUCUACUACUUCAAGAUUGCCGUGGCUCUGGCUGUGGCUGCCAUCCCUGAGGGCCUCCCAGCUGUUAUCACUACAUGCCUGGCUCUGGGCACACGGCGCAUGGCACGCAAGAAUGCCAUUGUGCGGAGUCUGCCCUCUGUGGAGACGCUGGGCUGCACCUCGGUCAUCUGCUCCGACAAGACCGGCACACUCACCACCAAUCAGAUGUCUGUCUGCCGGAUGUUCGUGGUAGCCGAAGCUGAAGGAAGCUCCUGCCGUUUGCACGAGUUCACCAUCUCCGGCACCACUUACGCCCCGGAGGGCGAAGUGAGGCAGGCGGAGCAGCUCGUGCGCUGUGGGCAGUUCGAUGGGCUGGUGGAGCUGGCGACAAUCUGUGCCCUGUGCAACGACUCAGCGCUGGACUACAAUGAGGCUAAGGGCGUAUAUGAGAAGGUGGGAGAGGCCACGGAGACAGCCCUGACUUGCCUGGUGGAGAAAAUGAACGUGUUUGACACCAACCUCCAGGCCCUGUCCCGAGUGGAACGAGCCAGUGCCUGCAAUGCGGUCAUCAAGCAGCUGAUGCGGAAGGAGUUUACUUUGGAGUUCUCCCGGGACCGGAAGUCCAUGUCAGUGUACUGCACGCCCACUCGCCCUGGCCUGGCAGCCCAGGGCAGCAAGAUGUUUGUGAAGGGGGCUCCUGAGAGUGUGAUCGAGCGCUGCAGCUCAGUCCGAGUGGGAAGCCGCACAGUACCCCUGAACGCCACCUCCAGGGAGCAGAUCCUCGCCAAAAUCCGGGAUUGGGGCUCCGGCUCAGACACGCUGCGUUGCCUGGCACUGGCCACUCGGGAUGCACCCCCAAGGAAGGAGGACAUGCAGCUGGAUGACUGCGGCAAAUUUGCGCAGUACGAGAUGGACCUGACUUUUGUGGGCUGCGUGGGCAUGCUGGACCCUCCAAGGCCCGAGGUGGCUGCUUGCAUCGCACGCUGCCACCAGGCCGGCAUCCGUGUGGUCAUGAUCACAGGGGACAACAAAGGCACAGCUGUGGCCAUCUGCCGCCGGCUUGGCAUCUUCAAGGACACAGAGGAUGUGGUGGGCAAAGCCUACACGGGUCGCGAAUUCGAUGACCUCAGCCCUGAGCAGCAACGCCAGGCCUGCCGCACAGCGUGCUGCUUCGCCCGUGUGGAACCUGCACACAAGUCCCGAAUUGUAGAGAACCUACAGUCCUUCAAUGAGAUCACCGCCAUGACUGGAGACGGGGUGAAUGAUGCCCCAGCUCUGAAGAAAGCAGAGAUUGGCAUUGCCAUGGGUUCCGGCACAGCUGUGGCCAAGUCGGCAGCUGAGAUGGUGCUGUCAGAUGACAACUUUGCCUCAAUUGUGGCUGCAGUGGAGGAGGGCCGGGCCAUCUACAACAACAUGAAGCAAUUCAUCCGCUACCUCAUCUCCUCCAAUGUCGGCGAGGUUGUCUGCAUCUUCCUCACGGCAAUUCUGGGCCUGCCGGAAGCCCUGAUCCCUGUGCAGCUGCUCUGGGUGAACCUGGUGACGGAUGGCUUACCUGCCACAGCCCUGGGUUUCAACCCACCAGACCUGGACAUCAUGGAGAAGCUGCCCCGGAACCCUCGUGAGGCCCUCAUCAGUGGCUGGCUCUUUUUUCGAUAUCUGGCUAUAGGAGUGUACGUAGGCCUGGCCACGGUGGCUGCCGCCACCUGGUGGUUCCUAUAUGAUGCCGAGGGACCUCACGUCACCUUCUACCAGCUGAGGAACUUCCUGAAGUGCUCCGAGGACAACCCACUCUUUGCUGACAUUGACUGCGAGGUCUUCGAGUCACGCUUCCCCACAACCAUGGCCUUGUCUGUGCUGGUGACCAUUGAAAUGUGCAAUGCCCUCAACAGUGUCUCGGAGAACCAGUCGCUGCUGCGGAUGCCACCCUGGCUGAACCCUUGGCUGCUGGCAGCUGUGGCCAUGUCCAUGGCCCUGCACUUCCUCAUCCUGCUGGUGCCACCCCUGCCCCUUGUUUUCCAGGUGACCCCACUGAGUGGGCGCCAGUGGGUAGUGGUGCUCCAGAUAUCUCUGCCUGUCAUCCUGCUUGAUGAGGCCCUCAAGUACCUGUCCCGGAACCACGUGGAUGCCGGUCUUAAUGCAGAUAUUCUCAGGGCAGUCUCCCAGGCAUGGAGUGGGCAGCCACUGACCACCGCCAGGAUCCCAGACCACACUGGAAGAAAAGGACAAGAAGUGAGUGCUGGGAACAGAGUGGAGUCUCCAGUGCGUACCUCAGCCUGAUGAUGCCCAAGCGUUCACUCCUACUCCCCACACUGCCGUCACGCUCACCGCUUGCUCACUGGGCCCUGCCGAGGGUCUCUGUCCUUGCUUCCAUAUGCAUGGGGGCUGUGCAACUCAUGCCUCUGGGACUCUCCUGGGAAGUUCACCCCUGACGUUCCGGCUCCAGAGCAGCAGCCUAGGAGGGGCCUGCCCAGAAGCCAGAGCUGGAAGCAGAUCUAGACAUGCAGAGGCCUCUACCCCCAAAUCUAUGAGCACAUUCUGGAGCAGGCACGCCCUUGCUUGGAGGCUGGGCAUUUUACUUGGUCACUGGUGCUUCUGUACUGAUGGAGGACUCCUGGAGUUCCUGCUAGCUCUGACCUCUCACUUAGUGCCUGGUCUGGGGCCUGGUCAGCGGGACGGGGGGCGGUGAAGGGGAGGACAUCUGGGCCCAGCUGUGCACAGUGAGGGCAGACAACCCCCCUCCACUCUGCUCUUUUCCCACAAAGUUGGCACGUGAGGGUUUGAGCCUCUUACUGUUUAUAUGUGCAGGGGGUUGAAGGGUCAGUGGGAGGGAGAUGGUAGUGGCGGGGGGGGGGGCGCUGGGUAAGGAUCCCCUUCCCAGGAGACAGCUGGCUUGGCUGCCUCAGUUCUGGACACUCCCAGACUGAGAUUUCCCUGUCCUAAGCAAAUGAGACAUGCCAAAUCUCGUUGCUGUCCAGUCUGCCAAGCAGAGGCUGGAUUUUCCCUCCAUGUCCCUGGUGCCUAAGACCCCAGACAUCCUUGGGUACCUGGUCACUGUGCCCUCUCAGCUCAACCCUGUGUGCACCAUCCCACAGUCUGCACGGCUGGGUGAUCCUGAGUCUUCUAGUCUCUUGGCCUCACUCUUCACCUCCAACCCCACAUGUCCGUGAGCUGGAAGGAUGUCACUAAGAAUGGCUAGUUACCCAACAGCACUUACUCUCCCUCCCUCAUUGCUGGAAGAAUGUGUGUCCAUUGUGGAUCAUGUUGGAUGAUGGGAAAAGAGCGUUUGAUGGACAUAAAUGUUCUUUUAAUUCGGCUCUUGCCCCUCUGGCAAAAAUUAGGCAUGGAAGAAAACAGUGGGUCAAUGUACAUCCUCACCCCUCCUGGAGAGUAUACCAAGUGAUUCUUUUAUGUGUAAAUCAAGACUCACAUCCCUGUCCUGGUCCCCGGAAUCAAAAAGCCCCCUUAGCCUGCCUUGCAGACAAAUGGGCUCCAGGCUCUGUGGCCUCUUACCACACCUUUCUUCCCUCCCCUCUCUCAGUCAGGCGGGGCUCCCCUGGGCACUAGCCCACAGAGAUUCUCUGCUUCUGUCCUGCUGAAGGGAAGGGAGAUCUUGAGGUGGGGGAUGGUGGGAGGGCCCUGAACCCACCUGUUGAUGCGAAGUUGGUAGAGAAAUAAAGGUUGAGUGCCGGGGG
Leopardus geoffroyi (Geoffroy's cat) is the source of this 4747-nucleotide messenger RNA. RefSeq names its product ATPase sarcoplasmic/endoplasmic reticulum Ca2+ transporting 3 (gene ATP2A3). Gene Ontology annotation, molecular function: ATP binding; P-type calcium transporter activity; ATP hydrolysis activity. Gene Ontology annotation, cellular component: membrane. The record is from RefSeq and is a predicted model, not a curated record. Gene Ontology annotation, biological process: calcium ion transmembrane transport; intracellular calcium ion homeostasis. The transcript is spliced from 22 exons. Lineage: Eukaryota; Metazoa; Chordata; Mammalia; Carnivora; Felidae. Bases 201 to 3332 code for a protein of 1043 amino acids.